AUGCAAGAAAAUUAUUUUGGAAAUGUCACUGAUGAAUUUCAGAUGAUAAACAGCACUGUAGAAAUGAAUAACUUGUUGUACAUGUACUCGCACCCAGUUGACAAUGCCGGAUUUUUGUCAUACAUGACAUUUACCUGGCUUACUCCACUAGCGUGGAAAACAUUCAAGUAUUCAGUACUUAACCCAGAAGACUUAUGGAAAGUUUCGCCUGGUGAAGCAUCUGAGGUGAAUAGUAAGAGAUUUCUGAAACUUUGGCAAGAAGAACUGUGUAAGUAUGGAAAAAAGAAAGCUUCCAUGCUACGUGUAAUCUGGAAUUUCUGUCAAGCACGAUGUUUGCUAGCCAUGGGCUUCCUCAUAGUUUCAAUGAUUGCAGGUUUCUGUUGUCCAGCAUUUCUGAUCCGGAGAUUUUUGCAGUACAGCAGCAAUGCUGAAAAUGACAAGCUCACUGGCCUUCUCCUUGUCCUGGGAAUUUUCCUUCUUCAAAUAUGUCAGUCUUGGAUUCUUGGAUUGGUCUCUGCCAUAAAUUAUAGGACAGGAGCUAGGCUUAAAGCAGCUGUAAUAAGCUUGAGUUUUGAGAAGGUACUUCAACUGCGGAAUGCAAGAGAUGUGGAAGUUGGAAAGCUGAUUAACAUGUGUACAACCGACAGUCAGUAUAUCCGUGAUAUGGUUGCAGCGGGAUGUGUGAUUGCCUGUGUUCCCCUUAUUCUUCUGCUGGGGCUUAUUUAUACAAUUGUAUUUCUUGGAGCUGCAGGAAUAUUAGCAUUAGCUGCGUUUAUUUUCUUCUAUCCAUCACUGAUAUUCGUUUCAAGGCUACUGGCAAAAUUAAGAAAAAAAUGUGUUUCUAUGACGGAUAGACGAGUGCAGAAGAUGACUGAAUUACUGAAAUAUAUCAAGUUUAUCAAGGUGAAUGCGUGGGAGAAACAAUUUUCUGAGAAAAUUACAGACAUCCGAAAUGAAGAGCAUAAGCUUCUGGAGAAAGCUGUCUUUGCUCAAGGCAUGAUCAGUGAGACUUCUUCACUAGCGGUUGUCAUAGCGACCAUCAGUACCAUCACUGUUCACAUGGCUGUAGGCUAUGGGCUCGAUGCUGCUCGUGCUUUUACUGUUGUCUCUGUGUUCACAACCAUGAUAAAUUUCCUCAAGGUGGUGCCGUCAUCAGUUAAAGUAAUUACAGAAGCUUCAUUAUCAGUCACCAGAUUUCAGACUCUGUUUUUGAUGGACCAGUGGAAACCAGUAAAGCAGAAGUUAGAAAACACUGAAAAUGCUAUUGAGUUCAGAAAGGCAACUUUAGCUUCGAUUAAGAGAACAAACACCUCAUUAUCAGCAAGUUGGGGAAGUACUAAACAAAACGUGAAAGAAAAAAAACAAGUUAAAACAUUCUUUCAAAAACAAAUGGCAAAGUUCCCCUCUGAGACUGAUGUCAAAGAGAGCCUUUUAAAACUGGAACAGGAAACUGCGUAUGAAAGUGUAGAAGUAGUGACUGCAGAUGGAACAGUGAUUAUAAACAGUGAUCAAUUAUGGCAUUAUAAAAAAACACUUUUCAGUAUUGAUUUAAACAUUCAGAAGGGGAAGCUGAUUGGCAUUUGCGGCAGGACUGGCAGUGGCAAAAGUUCUCUAAUUUCAGCGAUCUUGGGACAGAUGCAUCUUAUGGAAGGAACCAUCGCAGUAAACGGAAGUUUUGCCUACUCCACACAACAAGCUUGGAUCUUAAAUAUGUCGGUGAGGGAAAAUAUCAUACUGGGCAAGGACUACAAUGAAGGGAAAUAUAAAGAAGUGCUUGAAGCCUGCUGUCUAGCUCUGGACAUUUCUGUUCUACCACAGAAGGACAUGACAGAGAUCAGAGAUCAAGGCAGCACCCUCAGUAGAGGUCAGCGACACAGAAUCAGCUUAGCUCGUACGUUGUACAGUGACCAAGAUAUAAUUUUGCUGGAUGAUCCGCUCAGUGCUGUUGAUGUUCACGUAGGAGCGCAUUUGUUUAACAAUGCCAUCAAAAAGUGCCUGAGAGGAAAGACUGUUCUGUUGGUAACAAACCAACUACAGCAUCUUGUUGAAUGUGAUGAAGUAAUAUUUAUGAAAAAUGGUUUGGUUGCGGAGUAUGGGACACACAACGACCUCAUGAACCUUAAUGAAGACUAUGCUAUGCUUUUUAGAAGUGUGAAGGAAGCGAAUGUCCUUCAUCAAUGUUUGACAUCUGGAUCACAGAAUUCUGCAGAGAUGAAGAAUUCACUAUUUCCGAGCAAGUCAGUCUAUUUAACUGAUGACUUCUGUGACAAAGAUAUAACGUUAAAGAAGGGUGAAAUAAUGAAUGAAAUGAAGAGAGGUGGAUCAGAGAGAACAGAAGCAUUACAUUUAAUAUCUGAAAAAUACACAUCUCUGGGAGGGAGAUCGAGCAGUUUAACAGAGAACGAAGCCGCUUCUAUGCCAGUAGAAGAGCUGGUAGCUAAAAACAAAUGUGAGAAGGUCAUGGCUAUGGAAAAUCAACAUCUUUUGGACAUUGAUGGCGAAAAGGAAGAAAAAAUGGAUGAAGACUCUUCUGAUGAUGAAGACCAUUCAUUUAGUCACUGCUCUACUGAAGAUGUAGAAAAAGGACGACAGAUGCAGCCAGACAGAAAAGUUAAAGUUUUUUUCCCUUGGUCAGUAUAUAAAUGUUAUAUUAUGGCUGCAGGAGGCUACCCAAUCUUCAUCAUCAAUAUGAUAUUGUUUGUGCUUACGGCCUGCAGCAUGUUCUCAUGUACCUUUUGGCUUAGCUACUGGAUUAAACAAGGCAGCGGGUAUGCAGCCGUAUAUGUGAAGAGUGACGCUAAGAUCAGUGACAGCAUGAGUGACAACCCACGGUUACAUUUUUAUGAAGGAAUCUGUGUUCUGUUGUUGGCUGUGAUGGUUUCCAUGAAAAUACUUCGAGGAUAUGUGUUCUUUAAGUGUGCCAUAAAGGCUUCUUCGAAGCUCCAUGAUCAGGCAUUUGAUAAAGUAAUCAAAAGCCCAGUGAAGUUCUUUGAUACUACACCGCUGUCCACAAUUCUCCAGAAUUUCUCUAAAAUCAUGGACGAAGCCGAUUCACAUGUUGCACCUCAAGUUGAAAUGCUGUUGCAAAACAUUGCUUUGAUCACGGUCUGCAUGGGUGUCCUUGCUGCUGUCUUCCCUUUGUUCCUUCUGUCUGUGUUGCCACUGUCUCUUCUGUUUUGGGCUAUACAGAGGACUGCUAGGGUGCUAAUAAGUGAGCUUAAUCGAUUGAAUAGUGUCACCCAAGCCCCCAUUAUGUCUCUGGUCACCUGUACUCUUCAAGGAGACGGAAUACCAACUAUCCAUGGUUAUGGCCAAAGUGACUACUUUUUGAAGAGGUUCCAACAUCUCUUGGAUGAAAAUCAGUCACGGAACUUCCUUCUCAUUAGUGGAAUGCGUUGGCUAAGUAUUCGACUUGAUGAAAUCAGCACUUUCUUAAUUACCAUUACUUCGCUGAUAAUAGUUUUCAAGCACGGGCAUGUUGCUGGGUUAGCCCUUUCAUAUGCUAUGCAGCUGACUGGUCUUUUUCAACAAACAACCUUGCUAGCAUCUGAUACAGAAACCAGGUUUGUCUCUGUAGUGAAGCUCAUCAACUACAUGCAGGAACUGGAACUUGAAAGCAGAUCACAGGAAGAAGAAUCACCUUCUCCAGUCUGGCCACAGGAAGGAGGGAUCAAGUUUGAAGGAGUGGAAAUGCGGUACCGCGAUGACCUGCCUUUAGCACUGAAGAAAAUUUCUUUUGAAAUUAAACCACGGGAAAAAAUUAGAAUUGUUGGAAGAACAGGUUCAGGGAAAUCUUCAAUUGGUGCGACUCUCUUCAGGCUGGCAGAGCUUGCUGGUGGCAGCAUUUUUGUUGACAGCGUGGAUAUCAGUAAAAUCUCGGCUGAAGACCUUAGAACAAAGUUAACUCUUAUUCCUCAAAACCCAGUGCUGUUUAGAGGGACAAUCAGGUUUAACUUGGAUCCUUUGGACCAGUAUGAGGACUGGCAGAUUUGGGAGGUCCUAGAAAGAACUCAUAUGAAAGAAUGUAUUGCACAGUUGCCUUUAAAGAUCUACUCCAAUGUAAGAGAAAAUGGUGAAAACUUCUCUAUAGGUGAACGUCAACUACUGUGUGUAGCACGAGCUUUGCUUCAACAUAGAAAAAUUCUACUUCUGGAUGAAGCUACUUCUUCCAUUGAUAAUGAAACAGAGUUACUGAUACAACAGACCAUCUCAGAAGAUUGUUGUGAUUGUACGAUACUGACAAUUUCCCAUCGACUCCACACUGCUUUGAACUCUGACAGAAUAAUGGUGCUCGAUCAGGGACAGGUUGCUGAAAAUGAUAUUCCUGCUGUUUUACUGUCACGUGAUGAUUCACUAUUCAGAACAAUGGUGGCCGCUGAUAUUAGUAGAGUCAAUUCAUAUGAGUAAAUGGAAAAUAAAA
Molecule: messenger RNA, 4420 nt
Organism: Protopterus annectens (West African lungfish)
Lineage: Eukaryota; Metazoa; Chordata; Ceratodontiformes; Protopteridae
Product: multidrug resistance-associated protein 5-like
Exons: 29
Coding region: 1-4407 (1468 amino acids)
Biological process (GO): transmembrane transport
Cellular component (GO): membrane
Molecular function (GO): ATP binding; ABC-type transporter activity; ATP hydrolysis activity
Source: RefSeq, a predicted model, not a curated record